AUGGACUCUGCGUAUCCCCAGGCCGUCCCGUAUCAGGCUGCUGCUGGCCAUGAAGUCCCUCAGGAUGAUGCCAGCUUCAUGCAGUCACGCGACACUUUUGACGGAAGUGCCCCAAUCUACCAGUGGAAUGACGAGUAUGGUGAUGUUGGGCCCAAGAUCGACAGCCUCGAGCUGGAGCUUUUUGGCGACCCCAAGACUCGUCACGAAAGGACCGGCCUUGACUUUCGACGCAUCGAGGUCAAGCAAGAAGGCCCCGUUCAAAUUGUUCCCAUUCGAUCGUUCGAUGAUGCCGGCCUGCAUCCUGUCAUGCUGGACAACGUCAAGUUGGCAGGCUACGACCAUCCGACGCCCAUUCAAAAGUACACUAUCCCUGCCAUUGUCCAAGGUCGGGAUGUGAUUGGCAUUGCCCAAACUGGCUCCGGAAAAACUGCCGCUUAUUUGAUUCCCAUUCUGAGUCGUCUCAUGGGAAAAGUCAAGAAGCUUGCCGCUCCUCGUCCCAAUCCUGCCACAUUUUGUGAAGGCAGAGAUGAGGUGACUGCUGAGCCUCUGGUCCUCGUCAUCUCACCCACGCGCGAGCUUGCUGUCCAGAUCUUCAAUGAGGCUCGCAAGUUUUGUUACCGCACCAUGCUGCGCCCUGGUGUCGUUUACGGCGGCACCCCCGUUGCCGACCAAAUCCACCUGCUCAACCGCGGGUGUGAUGUGCUCAUUGGAACUCCUGGCAGGCUUGUCAGCUUUAUUAACAAGCCUCGCGUUCUGACGCUUCGCCGUCUCAAAUAUCUCAUCAUCGACGAGGCAGAUGAGAUGUUGGACAUUGGUUGGCAGGAGGACAUUCAACGGAUCAUGCUUGGCGGAGACCAGGACGAGGGCAAUGUCAAGUAUGGUCUGUUUUCGGCGACAUUUCCCAAGCAAGCCCGCGACUUGGCCAAGGAGCAUCUCGCCGCGGCACAUGUCCGAUUCCGUGUCGGUCGUGCGGGAAGCACAACGGAGAACAUCAAGCAGAUCAUUGUCAAGGCUGAGCCACACGAGAAGCGAAACAUUCUGCUCCAGCUUCUCAAUGAGAUACAUGGUGUCCGCACGAUUAUUUUCGCGAACAGUCGACAGGAGGUCGACUGUCUUGAUGACUUUCUCUUUAACAUGAAGCUCCCUGUGACGUCCAUUCAUAGCGACCGCACACAAUUGGAGCGUGAGGCCGCCAUGCGCUCGUUCCGCGCAGGAACUGCGCCGAUUCUGAUCGCUACUGGAGUCACUGCUCGGGGUAUCGACGUGCGCAAUGUCAUGCACGUAAUCAACUUUGACUUGCCCUCCAUGGAUCACGGUGGUAUUGAAGAAUAUACCCAUCGCAUCGGACGCACUGGCCGCAUCGGCCACCGAGGGGUGGCCACCUCUCUCUUCACAGAAAGAGAUGAGGCAAUUGCGAGCGUGUUGACUCGCACUCUCCUGGAGACCAACCAAGAGAUUCCCGAGUUUUUGGAGGAGUACAAGCCCGAGAUUGCGCCUGGAACGGCGAUCCGGUUUGAAACGGAGUCGGAUUUCGACCCAGAUGAGAUGCACACUGUUGGUCAAGACGCUGACCAGUCUGGCGAUGCCCAGCCAACCCCUGUUUCCAAUGACUGGGCAUAUCCGGCCGCUCCCACCCCCCAGACUGUUGCACCUGCUCCAGCUUCCAAUGGCUGGGAAUCUACUCAAGCCGCUCCCACCCCGCAACACGCUGCUCCAGGUGGCUGGAACUCUGGCACAUCGGCUGCACCUUUGGUUGCACCUCCUGCCCCCCAGGCUGUUGCACCUGGUCCAGCCUCCAAUGGCUGGGGAUCUACUCAAGCCGCUCCCACCCCUCAACACGCUGCUCCGGGUGGCUGGAACUCUGGCACAUCGGCUGCACCUCCUGUCCAGCAGCAGGUUGCCGCUCCGGCCUGGAAUAGUCCGCCUCCAGCAGGCCCAGCACCGCAGGCUUGGGGAACUGUUACCACUGUGCCCAAUUGGUAG
Messenger RNA from Cordyceps militaris CM01, 1983 nucleotides. Its product is annotated as DEAD/DEAH box RNA helicase, putative. The record is from RefSeq and is a predicted model, not a curated record. Gene Ontology annotation, molecular function: RNA binding; ATP binding; RNA helicase activity. The coding region runs from base 1 to 1983 and encodes 660 amino acids. Gene Ontology annotation, cellular component: nucleus. Lineage: Eukaryota; Fungi; Ascomycota; Sordariomycetes; Hypocreales; Cordycipitaceae. The transcript has 5 exons.